This is a messenger RNA of Angiostrongylus costaricensis, 309 nucleotides long. The record is from the annotation of a GenBank genome assembly. NCBI's taxonomy places the organism in Eukaryota, Metazoa, Nematoda, Chromadorea, Rhabditida, Metastrongylidae.
AUGACUAAGGGUACUCAGGCCUUCGGUAAGAAACACGUCAAGUCGCACACACUGUGCAAGCGAUGUGGGCGCUCGAGCUUCCACAUACAGAAGAAGCGGUGUGCAUCAUGUGGGUAUCCAGAUGCUAAGAAGCGGAAGUACAACUGGGGAGCGAAAUCGAUCCGUAGGAGGACCACUGGCACCGGCCGCAUGCGCCAUCUCCGCAAAGUGCAUCGACGUUUUAGGUCAGACGUUCUGAUUUUAUUCCUUUCUAUUAUUCCUUGUCAUUCCAUGUUACUAGGCUUAUUCUGUCCUAACUUUCGUGGCUAA